Staurois parvus is the source of this 322-nucleotide messenger RNA. The record is from the annotation of a GenBank genome assembly. Lineage: Eukaryota; Metazoa; Chordata; Amphibia; Anura; Ranidae.
AAAAAUGGAACCCGAACCAAGCAGUGUGAGGAGACCUGAAAGUGGUCACAUGGCAGAGUGUGGCGAUGGGAUACAGCAGCAAUGGGAGGCCGUACAGGGACCCAUGACAGAUUACGAGGGGCCUGGCAGCAGCAUGAGGAGGCGGUACAGGGGCCCAUGGCAGAUUACGGGCCUGGCAGCAGCAAUGGGAGGCCUUAAUCUGCCAGCACCUUAUCAAAAAGGAACCCCGCAGGUGAGGAGCCCGAAGUGGCCAUGGGGAGUGUGGCGAUGGAACAAGCAAAAAGGGAGCCGUACAGACCCUGAAACCUGGCCGGCAGCAGCA